AUGGAAGCGAGACCCAUUAGCAUCGACGUGCGUUCUACCACCUUUGAAGAGCCCACGAAACGCAUUUUCGAUUCCCGCGGUACCCAGGUUUUUCAGAAGUCAGUGGCCAUGUAUAGGCUCAAAAUGUAUCUACACCGCUACAUUAGCAUAGUGGGAGGCCAGCAGAUCCCUGAAAACAGUCAAAAUCCGAAGGUCAUCGAUUUUGUCAAAAUUCUGGACGAAUUUGCGUCUUUGGUUGACCAGACGCCAGCUUUGCCUGGUCCGAAGCGUUACGGAAAUUUAGCCUGCAGAACGUGGCACGAUAAAAUCGAAAAUGUAGUGGAAAUCGUAUUGGAAAGUUUCAUGCCCUCGGAAUACAACAAGAGUAUCGUUGAGCUCCGGUACUACCUCGCAAACGCGUUCGGAUCCCGCGAACGGCUGGACUACGGAACGGGUCACGAACUCUCUUUUUUUGCAUUAGUAUCAGCCUUAGACAUGCUAGGUAUCUGGGGGUCCGACUUGAAGGGCACCGAUCUUUUGUUUUUGCUAAAUCGCUACUACGGUCUCAUACAAAAAUUGGUUGUAACCUACACUUUAGAACCGGCUGGUUCGCAUGGAGUAUGGGGGCUAGACGAUCAUUUUCAUCUGGUAUACAUCUUUGGAGCUUCUCAAUUGGUAGGCAUGCGCUCGCCCCCAGCCACACCAAAGGAAAUGCAGAAGAAGUACAUUGUGCAGGAAAACAGUUCCCAAAACCUAUACUGUCAAGGACUAUCAUUUGUUUUUCAAGUUAAAUCCGGCCAGCUCUCUGAAAACUCGCCUAUGCUGUAUGAUAUUGCCCAGACGGUUCCAACGUGGUCAAAAGUUCAACGAGGCCUUUUGAAAAUGUAUUUCGCAGAAGUGCUCAAUAAGUUUCCGGUGGUUCAACAUUUUUGGUUCGGAAAGGGUCUUUACCCAUGGGUCAGCACUGAAAAUGGAGAAAUUCUCCCGUUUUUCGAAGCUUCGUUGCCGAGCAGUCAUGUCCAAACACCAUUCUCGAACACUACGACACGACAUCCUAUGAAUCCUCCAGAUUUUCGAGGUGUUAGCCGAUUUAUAUCACAAGAUAGAUUCAGAAGAAGCUAA
Molecule: messenger RNA, 1101 nt
Organism: Lachancea meyersii CBS 8951
Lineage: Eukaryota; Fungi; Ascomycota; Saccharomycetes; Saccharomycetales; Saccharomycetaceae
Source: the annotation of a GenBank genome assembly